Anisakis simplex (herring worm) is the source of this 879-nucleotide messenger RNA. The record is from the annotation of a GenBank genome assembly. Lineage: Eukaryota; Metazoa; Nematoda; Chromadorea; Rhabditida; Anisakidae.
AAUUGGAAUGACUAUAAACUUCGUUGGGAUCCAAAAGAGUACAGCAAGAUUCAGGAUAUUCGUAUUCCUGGAACUGCGAUUGCAAUUUGGAAACCGGAUGUGCUUCUUUAUAACAGUGCUGAUGAGAACUUCGAUUCGACCUACCCAGUCAAUUACAUAAUCGGUUACAAUGGUGACGUAAUGCAAGUACCACUAGGAAUCAUGAAACUCUCAUGUAAAAUCGAUAUCACAUGGUUUCCAUUCGACGACCAAAUGUGUCAUCAGAAGGUAGUGUUUGCAUCAAUGCAACCAUCAAAUCAAUCAUCACUAAUCUACAGUUGUAAUUAUAAUGUGCCGUUAUUCAUUGCAGCAACACCUGCACAUGUGGAACGUACCGAAUUCGGCAGUGAGCCUUACUGUGCCAUUUUUUUUCUUUAUCAUUCAACGACGAACAUUUUACUAUGGUCUCAACUUAAUCAUACCCUCUUUGUUGAUCUCACUUAUGACGUUCUUGGCUUCACACUAACGCCUGAUGCUGGCGAAAAGAUCACACUUGAUUACAGGAAAUCAAAAGUAACGUCAAAACCGAUGCAACAGCUUAUGGAGUGGGAUGGUGAAGGCGUCGCAGUUCGAGGUACACCGAUAUCAGUGAAUACAAAAGAUCAUAUGUCAUCAUCACUGAGAACAACUGGUAUUGGUGAUGGAUCAAUAACUGGUCAGAGUUGUUGUAAUCGGCAUUUGAAUGGUGGAAUUUGUUUUAUUUUGCAUAAAGGCAUUCAGAAAGUUUACCUUCAACUAGGUGAUAUUGCUGAACAUAUGAAAGCGAUGCGAAAACGAAUGGAAGAGGAUGAACGUGUUAGUGUUUAUGAUUUGAUAGUAACAAGUUUUUAUUACGCAUAG